Molecule: messenger RNA, 1428 nt
Organism: Eurytemora carolleeae
Lineage: Eukaryota; Metazoa; Arthropoda; Copepoda; Calanoida; Temoridae
Product: proliferation-associated protein 2G4
Exons: 11
Coding region: 116-1288 (390 amino acids)
Source: RefSeq, a predicted model, not a curated record
AAAUCACUGAAAAUGAAGGAAACUUCCAGCUCAGUUAGCAGUUGAAUAUUAAAGAGAUUGGCGGUAAACUUAGUCACGUGAUUUACUUAAUCAACAAUUGCACGUCGUGAUAGAAAUGGGGGAGACCGGAGAGAAAAAUGAUUUGCCGACCAUCGCCGACGACUUGGUGGUUACCAAGUAUAAGAUGUCCGCCGAUAUUGUCAACAAGGUGUUGAAGGAGGUUGUUGAACUGUGUAAACCUGAAGCUUCUGUCCGGGACCUUUGUAUUCUCUCAGACAAGAAACUCUCUGAGGAAACUAGCAAGGCCUUCAAAAAGGACAAGAAGGUCGUUAAAGGAAUCUCCUUCCCAACAUGUAUAUCUGUAAACAAUGUAAUCUGCCACUACUCCCCCCUCAACUCCGAGCCCGACACCAUAAUGGCGGACGGUGACGUGGUUAAAAUUGACCUCGGGGCGCACAUUGAUGGGUUCAUCGCUGUUGUUGCUCAUACGCUUGUCAUUGGAGAGAAUAAGGCGAAUCCGGUGACUGGACGUAAAGCUGACGCUAUGAUGGCUGCCCAUCUGGCCAGUGAGGCUGCACUGCGGCUCGUCAAGCCUGGGAAUGAGACAUAUGAAGUAACUGAUACAGUCUCUAAAAUAGCAGGGGCUUUCAAAUGUAAACCAGUUGAGGGUAUGCUCUCCCAUCAGUUAGAGCAGAAUAGAAUUGAUGGCGAGAAAACUAUAAUCCAGAACCCGAGUGAGGCUCAAAGAAAGGAGCACGAGAAGUUUGAGUUUGAAUUGCAUGAAGUUUAUGGAGUAGAUGUCUUAAUUUCAACAGGAGAGGGCGUAGGACGAGAGAAGGAUGCCAAGAUCACGAUCUACAAGAAGACUGAGGAUACAUACAUGCUCAAAUUGAAAACCUCGAGAGAGUUCUUCAGUAAGAUAAGCAAGCAGAGCGGAUCUAUGCCCUUCAACUUAAGAAAUAUGGAAGAUGAGAGGAAAGCAAGAAUGGGAGUUGUAGAAUGUGUUACACACAAGCUUGUAGAACCCUUCCAGGUUCUAUUUGAGAAGGAGGGCGAGUCUGUUGCCCAGUUUAAGUUUACUGUUCUCUUGAUGCCCAACGGACCUCAGAAGAUUACUGGAUUACCCUUUGAUACUGAACUAUACAAAUCUGAAUAUACUAUAGAGGAUCAGGAAAUCCAGAAAUUAUUGAACACUUCCGCCAACCCCAAAGCUGCUAAGAAGAAGAAGAAGGCAGCCGAGAAAGCUGUGAGCGAGGAGACAGCAGCUCCAAUGCUUGUGGAAAGCUAGAAACCUGGCUAAUUAAUAGGUGCAAGACCCUUUGCCACUGAUCUACGGAGCGGUGAUGGAAAAUCGAUUUUUUAUUUUUUAUUGUGAAAUAUUUAUAUCUUGGUAAGGCGGUCAAUAAAGCUAUUUAAUGAAUGCCAAAA